Messenger RNA from Eruca vesicaria subsp. sativa (arugula), 2307 nucleotides. Lineage: Eukaryota; Viridiplantae; Streptophyta; Magnoliopsida; Brassicales; Brassicaceae. The record is from the annotation of a GenBank genome assembly.
AAACACCCUAAACAAAAAAGCUUUAUAAUCUUUCUUCAUUAUCUUUACAAAUAAAAAUCAACACCGUUUCUAAUUUUCGUUGUUACCAAUGGACGAUCUAGCCAAGCAGAUACUAACACGACCGAUUCAACUCGCGGACCAAGUCGUUAAAGCCGGAGACGAAGCCACAAUCAACAAACAAGAAUGCGCCGAGAUCAAGUCCAAGACCGAGAAGCUCGCUGCUCUCCUCCGUCAAGCAGCACGCGCGAGCUCCGACCUCUACGAACGUCCCACGCGCCGUAUCAUCGACGACACUGAAAACGUUCUCCAGAAGGCCUUGACCAUGGUCCUUAGAUGCCGUGACGACGGCUACAUAAUGCGUUUAUUCAACAUAAUCCCCGCCGCAGCAUUCCGGAAAAUGAUCUCCCAGUUAGAAAACUCCGUCGGUGACGUCUCUUGGCUCCUCCGUGUGUCGACUCCCGCCGGUAACGACGACGGAGAAGGGGUUGGUUACUUAGGUCUCCCUCCUAUAGCAGCUAACGAACCGAUCUUGUGUCUAAUUUGGGAGCAAAUCGCUGUCUUAAUGACCGGUUCGCCGGAUGAUAGAGCCGACGCCGCGGCUUCCCUAGCUUCCUUAGCUAAAGACAACCCAAGAUACGUUAAGUUAAUAGUGGAAGAAGGUGGAGUCAACCCUUUGUUGAAGCUAGUUAAAGAAGGAAAAAUCGACGGUCAAGAAAACGCGGCGAGGACGAUCGGGCUAUUGGGUCGAGACCCGGAGAGCGUGGAGCAGAUGAUCCAAGCGGGUGUGUGUUCAGUGCUAGCGAAUGUUUUGAAAGAAGGUUCGAUGAGGGUACAAGCGGUUGUUGCUUGGGCCGUUUCGGAGCUUGUUGAUGGUGGGAACCAUGCGAAAUGUCAAGAGCUGUUCGCGCAAAACAAUGUGAUCCGCCUUCUCGUGAGUCAUUUAGCGUUUGAGACGGUUCAGGAACAUAGCAAAUACGCGGUUGUUGCGGGUAGAGCGACGUCGAUGCAUCACGCGGUUGUGAUGGUUAGUAAAACUAGUGCUAGUAAAGAGAAUCUACCCGCCUUGCAAGAGGAGGAGGAUAGUGAGAACGGUAUCGCAAAUCACUUGCCGAAUCAGAUGCAUAGCAUUAUUAAAACUACAAUGGCGAUGAAAUCGGUUAAAUCCGUCCUCGGCGACGAGGAUAGACCGCCACCGCCGUCACCGGGGAAGAUUCCAGAGAAGAGCUAUAGCGGAAUAAGCAAGUCUUUUAGCCCAGCUCAUCAGUCGCGAAACGCGUCGGUGACUAGAGGGAGGGAGCUGGAAGAUCCGGCGACGAAGGCCUACAUGAAAGCGAUGGCGGCGAGGGCGUUGUGGAAGCUCGCGGUUGGAAACGCGACGAUCUGUCGAGUCAUCACCGAGUCGCGAGCCUUGCUAUGUUUCGCGGUUUUGCUAGAGAACGGAGACGAGGAGACCAAGUACAACACAGCCAUGGCGAUCAUGGAGAUAACCGCGGUCGCGGAGGAAAACGCUGAUCUGAGAAGAUCAGCGUUUAGACGCACUUCCCCCGCGUGCAAAGCGGUAGUCGAUCAGUUAUUCCGAAUCGUCGAAAACGCAGACGCGGGAUCAGACCUACUCAUCCCCUGCGUUAGGUCAAUAGGAAACUUGGCUCGCACGUUCAAGUCCGCGGAGACGGGUAUGAUCGUGCCUCUGGUGAAGCUCCUCGACGACGGGGAGCCGGAGUUAGCGGCGGAGGUGGCGAUGGCGCUGGCGAAGUUCGCGACUGAGGAUAACUUCUUGGGGAAAGAGCAUUCGAGGACGAUCAUUGACGCAGGAGGAUCGAAGCUACUUGUGCAGUUAGCGUAUUUUGGAGAGAAGGGAGCUCAGAUUCCUGCGUUGGUUUUGUUGAGCUACGUGGCGAUGAAUGUGCCGGAUAGUGAGCAGUUGGCUAAGGAUGAAGUGUUGACGGUGUUGGAGUGGGCGUCCAAGCAAGGGAAUGUGAUGGAGGAAGAGGACAUGGAAGGUUUGUUGUAUGAAGCUAAGAGUAGACUUGAGCUUUAUCAGUCAAGAGGAUCCAGAGGCUUUCAUGUUUGAAUGAUUAAUUCAUGAUUGAGUGAAGAAGCUUCGUUUCUGGAUCACAUUAGAAAAUAUAUUUUUCACAUUUAUUCAAAUGAUAUUCUUGUAGAUGAUGACUGUUUCUUAAAAAGAAAACUACCUCCACUACUAUCAAAAAGUUGUAAUAUAACAUUUUUUAUGUAUUCGAUUUGUUUAUUGGCUUAGCAGUGAGAAGGCAAAAUUUUGCAUUUGAUUAAGAUUUCACAAUUAAUUUU